AUGUCUACGCCACGCAUCAACUUGCGGCGAGCUACGUCUUAUACACAUGAUAGAGGUCCGCUCUCAUCGACUUCGUCACGCUUCAGCUUCAACCAUCUCCUCUUCACGUCUCCUCCACCAUCUCCUGGCCUGCCGCAGUUGCUCCCACGGCCUCGCAGAUCCGCCACUAUUGCUCGACCAAGCAGGCUCGUCCGCGCACUGUUAAUAUGCUCUGGCAUUGUCUGUUUUCUGUAUAUAGCCGUAUCGUUCUUCUGGCUCGAUCCUGGGCCACACAUCAUCGACACCAGUGCUUUUGCUUGGCCGACCGCCGUCCAGGGCAACAAAAGGAAGUAUGAGAUGGUCAGCCAGGACAGGCUGCCUCACUUUUCCACGCCGGCAAUAGUGAACAGACACGGCAAUGCCAUAUGGACCGUGUCUAUCCCGCCAAACUCUCAUUUUCCUCUCGCUACUGAAGAAUACGUCGAUAUCUGUGCCAAAUGUCGCGAGGUGGCUAGCCGAGUCGACGAGCUGCGCCGCAAGGGACUCGGCAUCGGCAGCUUCGGCAGCUUCGGCGGCUUCAGCAGCAUCCCUGGUCUUGGCGGCAGCAGUAAAACCGGAAAGCAGAAGUCGUUAUCCGCGAAGCAUUUUGUUGACGUUCACGAGGCUGAGCUGGCGGGCUAUCUGGCCGGCAGUGUUUCCAUUGCCACCCUGAUGAACCAGCAAGACGAGGGAAACGAUCUCGUUGGCCAGCCAAAGGGGGGGAUGCUAGACAGGCCUGUGUGCGCACGCAGCUUGACGUUUGUGCUCAGCUCCUCGGAUGCAGGCCUCGGACAGUCGUUGAUGUUUUUGUGGAUGUCUUUUGCAUUGGCUCAGAACGAGGACCGCCCGUUUUUUAUCGACGACACCCGCUGGGCCUAUGGGGAUUACACCAACAUCUUCCAGCCACCGCCAAUUCCAGACUGCCGUCCCCCUCUGCGCCAUGAGAUGCUGCCAUGUCCGCGCCAGGCCCGCCACCUUAUUGUGACUGCCGAGACAGCAAGCGACGUCUUUGCUAUCGAGGACGACGACACACAAAGCGCCGCAAAGACGGCGCAUUUCUUCGAUCUCGCCCGCGUCGGCUACGAGGCUCUUUGCAAGCUGAAUACCGACGAUAGCAAGCAUGUCGUCGAGAGGGUGAAGCAGUUCAAGGACAAGACGGUCAACAAACAGGCAGAGGCUGCAGGGACGGGGGCAGCGAACAGAGGCACCAUUGUCGGCAUACAUGUUCGACGAGGCGAUCGGCACCCGCUGGAAUUUCAGUAUCGCGAGUCGUAUAUGCCGCUCAACCUGUACGCCGAGCGAGCCCACGAGGUGCUCGAAACACGGAACAACAAGCGCACAGCAGCAGGGCAGCUGGCCCGCAGCCACUCCCUGAUGGUGGUGGCAUCAGAUGAUCCGAUGGUGUAUGAUGCGAGCGAGUUUGCCGGCGCCACACGCGCUCAAGACUUCAUCAAGCUGGCAGGCAAGGCAGCAACAGUGAACCAGGAAAAGAAUCGCGAUGCCAGCUACAUGCACAAGUUCGUGGACGAAACCUUGGGCUGGGAGGGCGGCUUCUUCUCGGCCAUGUUCUGGAGCCUGGGACGUCCGGCCAUCUCGGCCAAGAGCAGCUCGUCAGCGGGAGAGACGGCCGUUCAGGAGCCUCCAUCCCCCGAGACGCUCGGAGUGCGCAGCUUGAUUGGCCGUGCCUACAUGAUGGACCUGGUCGUGCUCGCCGGGGCUAGCGAUACCAUUGUGUGUGCUGCCAGCGCCACCGGGUGCAGACUGCUGGCUGUUAUGAUGGGCCGCGAUGCAGCCCAGUCGCGGGGCCAGUGGAUUAACAUAGACGGCAACUAUGGCUGGUGGGCUGCGGAUUUUUGA
This is a messenger RNA of Grosmannia clavigera kw1407, 1875 nucleotides long. RefSeq lists its product as uncharacterized. The record is from RefSeq and is a predicted model, not a curated record. NCBI's taxonomy places the organism in Eukaryota, Fungi, Ascomycota, Sordariomycetes, Ophiostomatales, Ophiostomataceae. The transcript has a single exon. The coding region runs from base 1 to 1875 and encodes 624 amino acids. Gene Ontology annotation, biological process: protein N-linked glycosylation. Gene Ontology annotation, molecular function: alpha-(1->6)-fucosyltransferase activity.